AUGCUCACAGGGACUGCCUAUCCCCUCAGGAUCCUGUACCUGCGAGUACUUGUUCCUAUCCUCAGUGAUGUAAUCCGAGAAGCAGAAACUGUCAGUGAACCAAGCACUGUACUCAUGCAACAGUCAAUCUCGGUAAUCGAUAUUCAGCACGCCUCAUUCCUUCAUUCCAUUGGGCAUGUGGUCGCGAAGGGACCACUGCAAGUAUUCUCCGCCCGAUGGCAGACUCUGUGUUCGUUCAUCUUCAUCCGGCGGUGGUCAAGUUUCGCAUCCGUAUGUCACAUAGUUCACUUCGAAUUUUCGAAACGCCUCGGCAGUGAUACAUCUGACCAUGGCCUGCGAGAGGCGCCACUUGCGGCGAAAAAAUGA
Messenger RNA from Gongylonema pulchrum, 366 nucleotides. NCBI's taxonomy places the organism in Eukaryota, Metazoa, Nematoda, Chromadorea, Rhabditida, Gongylonematidae. The record is from the annotation of a GenBank genome assembly.